Molecule: messenger RNA, 1363 nt
Organism: Suillus paluster
Lineage: Eukaryota; Fungi; Basidiomycota; Agaricomycetes; Boletales; Suillaceae
Product: amidohydrolase 2
Exons: 7
Coding region: 75-1268 (397 amino acids)
Molecular function (GO): hydrolase activity
Source: RefSeq, a predicted model, not a curated record
GCAACAGGCUGGAACCCCUAGAUAAGAAUUGCUUCCGAACUCUCCAUAUCGUCAUACAUUGCACAUCAUCAUCUAUGGGUCCGAUGUACAGAGAACUAGCAAAGACCGCCUUCGGGUACCCCAUCAUCGACAACCAUGCCCACCCAUUCUUGAAAUCAGAGCACCGCGACGCCAUCCGAUACGAAGUACUCAUAUCUGAGGCCCACGGCGAUGCUUUGGACGAUGCUGUCCACACUCUUGCUUGCUUGCGUGCAACAGCUCAGUUAUCCAAGCUCCUCGGUAGCGAUCCUACCUGGGAAGGUGUCAAUAAAAAGAGACUCGAGUUGGAUUAUGCAGAGUUGUGUAAACUCUGCAUGGAGCCCACGGGAAUUCAGUGCAUAUUGUUCGACGAUGGCCUGGGUGGAAUCGCAGAAAUGGCUGAAGAUUUGAAUUGGCACGACCAGUACACUAAAAGUCCAUCGAAGCGGAUUGUGAGAUUAGAAGUGGAGGGCCAGAACAUCUUACAAAACAUCCUCAUCGCAAAUGAUAACUCUCCUCUUUCCAUGGGUAUCCUCUGCGACACAUUCCUGAAGGAUUUUACCGCCUGUAUGAACGACGCUGCCAAAGAUGAGCUUGUGGUAGGGUACAAAUCUGUCGCUUGCUACAGAACCGGUCUGGACGUCGACCCUGCACCCUGCAGCGCGGAUGAACUUUACCAGUGCCUAACAGCUGCAUCCGAGGAGUUCAAGGAGAAAGGUUCCAUUCGCUUCCAGCACAAAGCCUUGAACGAUCACCUAGUCAAAAUAGUCCUCGAUAUCGCAGGGAAAUGCAAGAAACCUAGUCUGGGAGACAAUGACAUUGCGUUGACAAAGUCUUCUCCGGCGCAUAUGCAGCCCAUUAUCAAGGCCUUCCCAGAAACGAUAUUCGUUCUCUUGCAUUCCAGCUACCCUUACACGAGAGACGCUGGCUAUCUCACAUCCGUAUACAAGAACGUUUAUCUCGACUUCGGAGAGAUUUUCCCCUUUAUCUCCGCUGACGGCCAACGCACCGUCAUACGUGAAGUGCUUGAGUUGGCGCCUACCAACAAGAUCUUGUGGUCCAGUUCUAUCCUCGCCACUACCCAAGCUCGCGAGGCGAUGUACGAGGUAUUGGCGGACUUCGUCGGUAGACAAGACCUCACGGAAGACCAGGCAGUGUCUAUCGUGAAGAUGGCAUUUUUUGAAAAUGCGAAUCGUAUCUAUAUGCUAGGGCUUCAGCCGAACGUUGGUAUUUUGUCUCCCCAGUCGUAGUCGGAAUAGUAGUUGUCUCCCUAUCCAUUGUUACUUGCCCGAGAAGACAGAAUAUUCCAAUGAAGUGAGAUGUUGAGACGAUGAUAGCAGGUAGU